Messenger RNA from Ceratotherium simum simum (southern white rhinoceros), 549 nucleotides. RefSeq names its product ureidoimidazoline (2-oxo-4-hydroxy-4-carboxy-5-) decarboxylase (gene URAD). The record is from RefSeq and is a predicted model, not a curated record. Gene Ontology annotation, biological process: allantoin metabolic process; urate catabolic process. Gene Ontology annotation, cellular component: peroxisome. Gene Ontology annotation, molecular function: 2-oxo-4-hydroxy-4-carboxy-5-ureidoimidazoline decarboxylase activity. NCBI's taxonomy places the organism in Eukaryota, Metazoa, Chordata, Mammalia, Perissodactyla, Rhinocerotidae.
GUCUGCUGCCUCUGUUGAAUACAAGCAAUGGACAUGGAGAAGGUCAACUCUAUGGACUUUGGAGAAUUUGUGGAUGUGUUUGGGAAUGUCAUUGAGAGAUGUCCUCUGAUUGCAGCCGCUGUCUGGUCCCAGAGGCCGUUUUCUGACUUGGAAGAUUUAGAGAAGCACUUUUUCGCGUUGAUUGAUGCUCUUCCGCAGUCAGGCCAAGAGGGCAUCCUGCGCUGCCACCCGGACCUGGCGGGCCGCGAGCUGCAGCGGGGCACGCUCACAGCCGAGUCGCAGCGGGAGCAGAGCGGCGCGGGCCUGACGAGCCUGGGCGCGGACGAGCGGCUCCGGCUGGCCGAGCUCAACGCGCAGUACCGCGCGCGCUUCGGCUUCCCCUUCGUGCUCGCCGCACGCCUCACCGACCCGGCUGCGAUGCCGCGCGAGCUAGCUCGCAGGCUGCACUGCCCGCCCGCGCAGGAGCUGCGCACCGCCCUCGGCGAGGUGAAGAAGAUCGGCCACUUGCGUCUCGCGGACCUCCUCUGCGUGGACCCCUCGGGGCCGUAG